Messenger RNA from Penicillium egyptiacum, 1176 nucleotides. Lineage: Eukaryota; Fungi; Ascomycota; Eurotiomycetes; Eurotiales; Aspergillaceae. The record is from the annotation of a GenBank genome assembly.
AUGACACAAGCACUCUUGGAUACACCGCGCCAUCCCGGACGCAGCGAACGAGGCUCGGAGAGUGAUAGCUCGCUCGAUGAGAUCGCGCAGGAGAAGCAGAAUGUGCUGGUGACAACACUCGGCCAUCAUGGAAAGGACCUGGACAAUUCGGCAUCCCCGAAGCGUUGGAAGAGUUUCUGGACGGCAUUCCGACACCUGGCCCACUUGACCCCGAAACAAGUUGAUGAUUUCAUGGCAUCAUACGUUAUCUAUAACCUUGACUGGUCCGACGAAAAACAAAUGACCGAGUCUCUGGGCCCAAACUACCAAGAAAAAGUGGGCGAUUGCUUGAAGUCAUAUUAUGGAGUCCUGAACCACCUGUGCGCACUAGGCGAUGUCGAAAAGAUGUACAUCCCACCAUGGAUGAGCCCAAAGUCCAAUGUGCUAGAGAACCAGAUCUUGUAUGAGCGCUCAAUCGCACAAGACAUCGGUCUGGGGAGAGGAAAGAAGGUGCUGGAUCUGGGCUGCGGCCGCGGGCGUGUUGCCGCCCACAUGGCGCAACACACCGGCGCCCAGGUAACGGGCCUCAACAUCGACCCGAACCAAGUCGAGCAGGCGAAGACCUUCAACCAGGAGCGCGGACUCCAGAAUAACUUCGUGACGCAAGAUUUCAACGACCUCCCCCUACCCUUCGCCGACGAGAGCUUCGACGCAUUCUACCAGAUCCAAGCACUGAGCCUGUGCAAGGACCUGCCUGCUUUGUUCCGCGAGAUCUUCCGUGUCGUCAAGCCGGGCUCGAAGAUCUCCCUGUUGGACUGGAUCAGCCUGCCGGAUUACGAUGCUAGUAAUCCGGAGCAUGCGGAGCUCAUGCGCCGUGUCAAGCCGCUCAUUGGUGCUGUCGGUACACCCACGCAGGAAAGUCUCGAGGCGGCGUUGAAGGUGGCUGGAUUUGAGGUUGUGCGGUCGGAGAAUGCUAGUAUCGAUGGUCUCCAGGCCCCGCUUAUCGAUACCGUCGAUAUAUACUUUCGCACCCUGCGCCAGGCGAUCCUUGCGCUCGUCAAGGUGCAUGUGCUGCCGCGACACUUCAAGACUUUGAUUAACCGUCUUUGUUUGGAUGGUCAGGCUUUUGUCAAGAUGGAUCGUAUGCGUCUAGCUACGACGAGUUAUAGCAUCAUUGCGCAGAAACCCAAGGUUUAG